Aspergillus pseudotamarii is the source of this 1411-nucleotide messenger RNA. RefSeq names its product NmrA/HSCARG family protein. NCBI's taxonomy places the organism in Eukaryota, Fungi, Ascomycota, Eurotiomycetes, Eurotiales, Aspergillaceae. The record is from RefSeq and is a predicted model, not a curated record. Bases 287 to 1291 code for a protein of 334 amino acids. The transcript is spliced from 3 exons.
UGUCAACUUAAUUACAUGAUGACACGAGCUGCGCCCUGGGAUCCAACUGAGAUGGUCCGGGAUGUGAUUAACGCAGCUCGAUCGAUGCCACCGUUUACUGAGUAAUGGUGCUGCCUGCUGCCCGUAACGCGGAUUAUAGGGUUGGCAGAUAUCUAUAAAGGCAGGCCCAGACGCGCAAGUUCGGAUUCCGGAAACCAGCUCAGUCUGCUUUUUCCAUUCAUCAUAUCUACCGUUCCUUACAAGGCUUUGUCUACUCAAUACAGUGACUCCCUGACACCGUUUCAUCAUGGGCUCAGAUCGUAAGCUCAUCACCAUCUUCGGGGGUACAGGCAAGCAAGGUGGUUCCGUGGCUCAUUCGCUGCUUCAAAGUCCGGACUUUAGAGUACGUGUAAUUACACGAAACCCCCAGUCCGAUGCCAGCCGAAAGCUUGCUGCUCUCGGUGCCGAGAUUGUUCAGGGGGAUGGUUUUAUGGGCGACGAGAUGCUGUCAGCAUUUAGUGGCUCUUGGGGAGCAUUUGUCAAUAUCAACUCCGAUGACAAGGUCUUUGCCACCGAAGGUGGGCCAACAGAGUUCGACUUGGGCAAAAUAAUCGUCGAUUCUGCUGUUCAGGAUGGUGUGAAGCAUCUCGUAUUCAGUUCUGGUCCUCCUUGCACAGAGAUGACAAAUGGCCGAGUGCGAAUGAAGGCAAUGGACAUGAAGAACAAGAUUGAGCAAUACGCAAGGUCCCUUGGCUCCUUCGAGACUUUCACCCCUAUUGGCGCUGGAUGGUUUCUAGAGAACUUCCUUGGCAAAGAGGUCGCUCCAGUCUUCGGAGGAUUUCCCUAUUUUACUGAUGACGAAGGAUACCUUACUUUCAAAGUCCCAUAUUGGGGAGGAGAUGAACACGUUCCAUGGUUGAGCAUCUCGGACGACUUCGGAGAUAUCGUCCAUGGUAUAUUUCUGGAUCCUAGUCGAUGGAACGGUCACUUCGUUCACGGUGUCAGCGACAUUCGCAGUUUUGAACAAGUUGUCGCGGAUUUCACCGCGGUUACAGGACACAAGGCGCGGUUUCAGCCUAUACUACCGACGUGGGAGGCCUUUGACACGCAUGGAAUCCAGGAACUAGAGGAUGUGAAACUCAUGUUUGGCUUCACGCAGUUGACAGGUGGCCGAUACUUCGGGCCGGAAGAGACAGAGAUCGAUACCGCCAGACAAUUGAAGCAAACCACGGCGUUGUACUUGGGUCGACUGGAAGGCCAACAUAAGUUGACUUCUGCGCAUGACUGGUUUGCUGCAAGAUUUGCAAAUUAAGCUAUUGGUCUCCGUGAUCUCUGGACUACUUGCUUAGGAUUCCGUAGGGGCUGGAAAAGGCCCGAGCCACCUAGCCGUGGAUUGUAUUGAAUGAUUAUGGCAAAUUGUGAUGUUGACCUC